Molecule: messenger RNA, 1502 nt
Organism: Mytilus trossulus (common blue mussel)
Lineage: Eukaryota; Metazoa; Mollusca; Bivalvia; Mytilida; Mytilidae
Product: zinc finger protein 239-like
Exons: 2
Coding region: 141-1190 (349 amino acids)
Biological process (GO): regulation of transcription by RNA polymerase II
Cellular component (GO): nucleoplasm
Molecular function (GO): RNA polymerase II cis-regulatory region sequence-specific DNA binding; DNA-binding transcription repressor activity, RNA polymerase II-specific
Source: RefSeq, a predicted model, not a curated record
CUUACAGGUCAAGUAGGUCAGGGGACAUGUAAACAGAAAGAUAAAGUUGGUUUCUUUCCCUCGACUUAUGAUUCUCCCUUUGAAGAAAGUUAAAAAGUUGUAUAAGAACACACUGGCUGAAGAUAAACAUUAUCAAUAAGAUGUCAGAGAGAGGAGAGGAUUUAGUCACACUCAACAGUACUCCACAGAGACACAUAAACACACUGCCUGGUAAAACACUUCAUAAAUGUGAUGUGUGUGCAAUAGAAUUUCCUCAAGGUAGUCAAUUAAAGAGACACGUGAGAACACAUACAAGUGAUAACCCCAUGGACUGUGAUAUAUGUGGUAAAGAGUUCAGUCAGCUUCGUUAUUUACAAAGACACAAGAGAACACAUAAUGGUGACCAACCUCAUCACUGUGAUAUAUGUGGUAAACGAUUUAGUCAGCGUGGUAAUUUACGGAGACACAUGACAAUACAUACAGGUGACAGACCUUAUGUCUGUGAUGUAUGUGGUAAAGGGUUUAGUGAUCAAUGCACUUUACAGAGACAUUCGAGAAUACACACAGGUUAUAAACCUCAUAACUGUGAUGUAUGUGGGAAACGAUUUACUCUGCUUGGAACUUUACAAAGACACAUGAGAAUACAUACAGGUGAUAUACCAUAUGAAUGUGAUAUAUGUGGUAAAGGGUUUAGUCGGCCUAAUGAUUUACAGAGACACAUAAGAACACACACAGGUGAUAAACCUCAUGGCUGUGAUGAAUGUGGUAAACAAUUUAGUCUGCUUGGAACUUUACAAAGACACAUGAGAAUACAUACAGGUGAUAUACCAUAUGAAUGUGAUAUAUGUGGUAAAGGGUUUAAUAGGCCUACGGAGUUACAGAGACACAUGAGAACACAUACAGGUGAUAAACCUUAUGACUGUAAUGACUGUGGUAAACGGUUUAGUCAGCUUGGAAGUUUAAAAAGACACAUGAUUACACAUACACAGGAUACAGGUGAAAAACCUCAUGGCUGUGAUGAAUGUGGUAAACGGUUUAGGCAGCCUCGUUAUUUACAAAUACACAUGAGAACACAUAUAGGUGAUAAACCUCAUUGCUGUGAUGUAUGUGUUAAAGGAUUUAGUAGGCCUAAGGAGUUACAGAGACACAUGAGAACACAUACAGGUGAAAAACUUGUUGACUUUGAUGUAUGUGGUAAAGAUUUCAGUUGACUUGGUUAUUUACAGACUCACGUGAGAACACAUACAGGGGAUAAACCUCAUAAAUGUGAUGUAUGUGGAAAAGGGUUUAGUGAUCCUGGUAAUUUCAAGAAACAUAUAAAAAUACAUUUGUACAUACAGGUAAAACAUGUAAACCUGAAAUUUGAGAUGGCAAAGAUUUUAGACAAUUUAGCAGUGUAAAAGGAAGUAUAAGCAUACAUAACAUGCAAUUAACCUGAUGCCAGUAGUGUAUAUGGUACAGAUUUUGAAAAGUCAGAAAUGUUUAAUACUUAUUGACAUAACAGAUACAUGUUAUAUUAAGCU